Messenger RNA from Sphenostylis stenocarpa, 168 nucleotides. Lineage: Eukaryota; Viridiplantae; Streptophyta; Magnoliopsida; Fabales; Fabaceae. The record is from the annotation of a GenBank genome assembly.
AUGGAAGACAUAAUUUGCAGGGGGCAUUCACGCCACAUGCCCUCCACGUUCACCUCAGCCACCAUGCAACUCUCCAAUCUCUCCUCCUAUAGACAUACCCUGAAGGCUAAGGUCAUUAUACCGUUGUUAAAGGAAACUUGGGAUUGGGAGUUGUAUAAAUGUGAGUAA